UAUGAUUUGCAGAGGAAACGUGACGCUAACGCCGAGACUCGGCCUUUUAUUUCCACGCAGCGACGUAGUACUAUCACGAAAGGUCUCGCUCGCUAGCUGCCGUCCCCGCCCGCCUGCCGCCUCGUGCCCUCGACACGACACGACACGAUGGCCGCGGCCGCGCCAUCCCGCCACCGCCCCGAGGGACCUCCCUCGGAGGAGGAGGCGGCGAGGGACUGGGCGGGGCUGCCGGGGGACGCGCUGCUGGCGGUGCUCCACAGGCUAGACCACGUCGACGUCCUCAUGGGGGCCGGCCAGGUGUGCAGCCCCUGGCGCUGCGCGGCGCGGAACGAGCCGGAGCUGUGGCGCCGCGUCGAGGUGCGCUCCCACGCCGACCACCGAUCUCACGUCGCGGCGCCCUCCCGCGCCAGACGCCACUCCUGCUCCGUCCUCUGUGGGCUGGCGCGCGCCGCCGUCAGGCGUGCCGCGGGGCAGUGCGAGGCCUUCUGCGGCGAGGGCGCCGUGGACGACAGCGUCCUCUCCCUCCUUGCCGACUCGGCGCCUUCGCUGAAGAGCCUCCGGAUCAUCUCCGGCGACAGGAUCGUCGACGAGAGGCUCAGCCUCACCAUCACGAACUUCUCCCUGCUGGAGGAGCUGGAGCUCUCGCUUUGCACCGACGUCUACCCGGGGACGUGCGAGGCCGUCGGCACCGCCUGCCCUCUCCUCAAGCGCUUCCGUCUGAGCAAGAAGCAGUUCUGCAAGUGGAACACCAAGAACAUCGACCAGGAGGCCAUGGCCAUCGCCACCAUGGGCGGGCUGCGGUCGCUUCAGCUCUUCGCCAACCCUCUCAGCGACGACGGGCUGGCGGCCAUCCUUGACGGAUGCCCGCGCCUCGAGUCUCUCGACAUCCGCCACUGCUUCAACGUUGGGAUGGGCGCUGCUGCGAUCCGAGCACGGUGUCCUGGGAUCAAGACGCUGAGGCUGCCGGAUGACUCCACGAUCGAUUACGAUCUGAAGUUUUCUCCCCCGGAUAUGACCCCGUGGAACACCCAGGAUGAGCAUCAAUGUGAUUGGCACGAGUUGGUCUAUUUCAGUUCAUGGUAGUCUAGUGUACUGGUGUGCAGCUUCCCCACAAGAUACCGCUGCUGUAAGUAGGAGUACAACCAAAUGGACGGGUUAAUAAUGGCAAUGAUACUUUUUUUUGGUUC
Molecule: messenger RNA, 1187 nt
Organism: Triticum urartu
Lineage: Eukaryota; Viridiplantae; Streptophyta; Magnoliopsida; Poales; Poaceae
Product: putative F-box/LRR-repeat protein 9
Molecular function (GO): protein binding
Source: RefSeq, a predicted model, not a curated record